AUGUUGGGCUUGAGGAUUUGUGAAGAGGUGACAGAGAUGGCAGCCUCCAAGUGUAAAGGUUUCAUCAGGAAAAAGCGCAGCUCAGAGUUGGACAUGGUUGUAAGCAUCCUGAGGAAGGAGAACGCCUAUCUGAAGAAGAGCCUGGCCGAGUUAUCUCGUCAGCAUUGGGAUCAUCACAGGCUAGUGGAGAAAUUACUGAAUCUUGACACUGUGAAGCGGGAUAAUUCUCAGCAGCUGACGGACAAUGACAAGAAGACUGCUUUGCCAUCAGUGCUGAGUGAGAGAGGAGAGAACCUGACAGACGCAGUGAGUACGGACAGAGUCUCUGGUUCCGCCAGAAAAGUUGAACAAAUCGAGAACAGGCUUUAAAGCAUUUCCACAAGUGUCAAUUUCUUAGAAGUUGCCGGGAAGAAGGACUUCAAGUCGGAUGAAGAGGCCUCCAGCACCAUAGUAACAGAGCUCCAGAAUCAGCUCAGAGAUUCUGUUUCUUUCUUUCUCUGUUUUGUGCUUCUCAUUCUUUUUAUUCAAUCCCUGGAGGCCUUGGAGAGGAACAAGCAGUAUCUGGAUUAUGACCAGCACAGAGAUGCCUAUGUGACGGCCAUUAUGGGCAGAAUGUCAUGGCAGGAGAAGCAGCUGAACGAAGCCAAUCUGUCUUGCUCAAAGAAGCACAAUGAAGACCAUUCAGAUGAGAAGAAGCAAAUAGUCCAGAUGCAGGACUACUAUGAUAGACUCUUAAAGAAAGCCAAAGAUGAGCUGGAAGUGCUCAGGGGGCAGAUCAACAUCACCCAACAGAACCUGACAACAACCACAAACUGGUGCAAGGAAAAGGAUAUGGAGUUGGACGAGCUCAAACAGCAUCUGCAGAAUACAGAAUUGAGUGGAAAAAAACUGGUAGAUAAGAACAAAGACCUAGAGGACACGCUGUAUGAGGAGAAGCGCAGGGCAACUAACUCUGAGCUGCAGGUGAAUCUCCUCCAGAAGAUUGUGUUAAAUAAUCAGAGUGCAGACCAGGAGAAGAUUGCAGAUCUGGAGCGUCAGAUCCAGAUUUCUACACAAGACCUUGAGGAUGCGAGACAGGAUUGUUCACAUUUAAAGAAGCAAAUGGUCAAGGUCCUGAAGUUGCUGAAGAAGACCGAACGCCAAGAGACAAACACGACAGAGGUUGGCAUUACUUCGCUGAAUGAAAGCUUCCUGGCGUGUCCCUACUGCGAGGGCGAGUAUCCUGUCAGUCAGUACAGAGACCUGAUGAAGCACCUAGACGCCUGUUCAGAGUGA
Molecule: messenger RNA, 1275 nt
Organism: Limanda limanda (common dab)
Lineage: Eukaryota; Metazoa; Chordata; Actinopteri; Pleuronectiformes; Pleuronectidae
Product: centrosomal protein of 55 kDa-like
Biological process (GO): regulation of phosphatidylinositol 3-kinase/protein kinase B signal transduction; mitotic cytokinesis
Source: RefSeq, a predicted model, not a curated record